AUGCAAGGCCGUAUUUUCGUGUUCCUGUUCCUUUCAAUAGCCUUCACCGAAGGGUUUUUGUUCAGCUCAAAACCAAAAUGUCAAAUUAAGACAUAUAAGGCCGGCAAAUAUAUUACUGGCGAUAAAUUAUUAGUUCAUGAAGAUUUUAUUGAUCGUGUUAAACCGUUAGAAACUGUUGCAAAAGAUUGCAAAGUAAUUUUAUAUAUUAAAGGAUCUUAUUACCAAUUGCCAGAUCCAGCAAAACAAGUCUUAGUUUCUGAAGCUGAUAUUGCCAUUGGUCAUGGCUUUCAAUUUGAAUUGCGAGAUGAAAAAAAUGCACUUUUAUGCAAUAAAAUAUGUCUUUCAAAUAAUCCAAUGAGUAUACCCGCAGCGCAAUGUUUCUUGCAAGGUGCAAUUAAUCGUGGUCUUACAUGGUCACGAAAUAAUGCAAAUGUUUUGAGUGAUGGUACUUACGCUGCAAAUACAGCGGGAUACCAAGCCUUGAAAAUUGACAUUCAAACAAGAUGUAAAGAUGAAAAAUUGAAGCGAGAACUCAUGCGAGCACUCCGUAAAAUGUACCAAGACAACGAUGAAGAAGAACAAGCUGAAACUGAAGUAGAGAAAAAGAAAUAG
Messenger RNA from Rotaria socialis, 612 nucleotides. The record is from the annotation of a GenBank genome assembly. Lineage: Eukaryota; Metazoa; Rotifera; Eurotatoria; Philodinida; Philodinidae.